AAAAAAACAUGCAAAGUAAAGCUUCCAUUAACGGACUUCUGCAGAAAUAAAAUCUGAAGCUUGGUUCCCCAAGUCAGGCACCUGUCUCAACAUGGAAAACAUGGAGGAUUUCAUUAGGCAGGAGCUGGUAGAUGUUCAAGGGAUCCCCCUCUACUGGUUUAUGGCUGAGGAGUGGUCCCAGGUAGAGGCUUUUGAGGCCCGGCCAGAUGACCUUCUGAUUGCCACCUACCCCAAAUCAGGAACAACCUGGGUCAGUGAAAUACUGGAUUUGAUCUAUAACCAUGGAGAUACAGAGAAAUGUAAACGAGAUGCAAUAUACAACCGAGUGCCCUUCAUGGAGUUAAUAAUUCCAGGAGUCUCAAAUGGUGUUAAGGAGUUGGAAAUCAUGCAGUCUCCUCGAUUAGUGAAAACCCACUUACCUGUUCAACUUCUUCCUUCUUCAUUUUGGAAGAAUAAUUGUAAGGUCGUUUAUGUGGCAAGGAAUGCUAAGGAUGUAGCUGUGUCUUACUAUUAUUUCCACCAGAUGGCAAAAUUAAACCCACUCCCUGGCACGUGGGAGGAAUUCCUGGAAAAAUUCAUCAGUGGAAAGGUGCCUUAUGGGUCAUGGUAUGACCAUGUGAAGGAUUGGUGGGAGAAGAGCAAAGAUUAUCCCAUUUUGUUCUUAUUCUAUGAAGACAUGAAAAAGAACCCAAAAUGUGAAAUCCAGAAACUAUUAAAGUUUCUAGAGAAAGAUCUACCAGAGGAAACCAUGAAUAAAAUAGUUCAUCACACAUCUUUUGAUGUGAUGAAGAAGAAUCCUAGUACUAAUUAUAGCACUGUACCAGAAUGGGAUAUGGAUCAUUCUGUGUCUCCCUUCAUGAGAAAGGGUAUUUCUGGAGAUUGGAAAAAUCAUUUCACUGUAGCCCAGUAUGAGCGAUUUGAAGCAGAUUAUCAGAAGAAAAUGAAAGGGUCUACACUGCACUUUCAUUCAGAGAUUUAAGAAAUACCUGCUCUUUCUCCAACUCUAUGAAAUGGCACUUAGAAAGAAAAAUGUCUUCAAAAACUGUAAUGAAAAAAAAUUCUGGAUGUAAUGCUUCCUGAUUUUUUAAUGAUAAUCGUUUAUAAUAAGCUUUUCUAGGAAUUCCAAAUUGUGCAGAAGUUAGUGCUAUCUAUGAUUUUAAUUACCUUCCAUAGUGCUUUUUUUAACUAUUCUCAAAGUUUAAUAUCCAUAAUUUUACCUAUUUUAUUGUUAAAAAUCACAUUCUUGUCACUUGACUUGCCAAAGAAGCUAUUUCAGAGAGUCUUUAGAUGGAUGAAUUAGAACUAUAAUAUCUUCUUAAAAAAACUUUAAUUUAUCUUUGUUAUAAGCUUGGAAUGAUACCAGUAUAACUUGAGUGAUAACAUUAUUAUACAAGAAGUUCACAGAAAUGUAUCAUCCUAGAAUAGUUCUCUUUUUAAUAUUUUGUUAAUCAUACUCUACUUACUGUUAUAUUUCAAUAUUACUGAUCAAAAAUAGCAUCAAAAAUUAAUCAAUAUAUAUAUAGUACUGAAGUAUCCACUUCAUAUUCUCAGAGAGAAAAAAACAAUAGUAAGUUAUCAUAAAAGCAAGCUUAACAAAAUUUAAAUAUGUAUAAUAAUAUGCCUUAAGAGUAACAAAAAAUAAAACAUAGAUAUUGAAUUUAAAGAACUAGAGUUAGGAAUGAAAAGAAAUAUAGAGAAAUAUCUGUAAGAACAUAAGAAAAAGCCAUGUUACUAUUAUAUUGAAAAUUUGCUGUGUCCCAAGCUCUAUACUAUAUAAUUUACUUGGCUUUACUUCCAACUUGCUUCAUUCAAUACUUUAAGAUAAGUAUUCUAACUUUUUCCAGUUUUACUAGUUGGCAAACUAGCAGAGAGAGAAAUUAUGUACCUGACUACUGCAUGUAAAAUUUUCAGCAAAAUCAUAGAGAAAGGUUGAUUUCUGGUCCUUUUACUUUCUAAUAAUUAUUCACCCCUUACCCAUAUUCCUUCAGUUUCUCUCUAAUAUUCUGAAAACCUGUCAUGUCAGAUUAGUUAGACCUCAUGACUCCCAGAACAAUCAGAUGUUUUUAUAUUUACAAAGGUCACUGUUAAUCUUUCCUGAUAGGGAAGGUAACAUGUUAUCACACCUCACUUUUGUGAAAUUUGACCUUCUAAAUAUGAGCUCCAAGUCAUAACAACAUUUACCAUUACAAUAACAAGUUUGAGUGUAAUUCCAUAUUAUACACAUUUGUAUUUCUUUGUAAGUUGCAUAAACACAUCAUGCACAUUGUGAAAUGCACAUAAAUAGAAAAAAUAUAUAGAAUAAAUAACGAUUAAUGAUAUCAAAUAACAUUUUCUGUCCUUAAAACAUUUUUGUAGACAUACAAGGAAUGAGAAAAUGUCAUUGAAACUGCAUUUAGCAGUUUUAAAAGUUACAGUUAAACACUUUUAAUUUGGACUUAAGGAUCUAAAAGCAAGUUUGUUUGACACUUGAUUGUGGUGAUUACAAAGGUAAAAACUUUAUUACUGAAAUUAAAGGUCUAAAUGGAAAAAAAAAAGUAAAUCCCCCUGUUCUUGCUAAAUCAUGUACUAGUUUUAGCCUCCCCACCAUUUAGGAUGAAAGAGUUUGGUUGAAAUCUGGUAAUAAAUGUGUGAUUUAUAUAACAUGAGGUGUUAUACAAUUUGCAAUUUUAUGUUUCCAGUAAAAAAAGGUUAAAAUUUAUUGAAGACUUUUGGAAAUUUUUUAAAUAAACUGAAAAUAACUCCUCCCAAUUUUAGACUGUAUUGAUAAGGUCUUCUAAAUG
Molecule: messenger RNA, 2780 nt
Organism: Condylura cristata (star-nosed mole)
Lineage: Eukaryota; Metazoa; Chordata; Mammalia; Eulipotyphla; Talpidae
Gene: SULT1B1
Product: sulfotransferase family, cytosolic, 1B, member 1
Exons: 8
Coding region: 92-979 (295 amino acids)
Biological process (GO): sulfation
Cellular component (GO): cytoplasm
Molecular function (GO): sulfotransferase activity
Source: RefSeq, a predicted model, not a curated record